AUGUUCAGAAACUUUUUCACAUCAAGUAUAAGAAAGUUUCCAAAGUUUCAGCCCAGCUUUAGGCUCUACUCGAAUGGUUCACAAUACCGGAGAUUUAACAAUCGACAAUCGAAAAGCUUGAGUGAGCUGGUACUAGAUCCAACGUCCAGAAAAUACCUGGCACUGAUGUUUGGUGGAGGAUCUCUUUUUUAUUUAACUCAUUUAGAAGAAGCCCCAGUCAGUGGUCGGAUAAGGUUUAUAUGGCUGCCACGUUCACUUGAACUCAAAAUAGCCAAUUAUUCAUACAAUUCGAUGCUUAAGCAGACUAAAGGCUCCAUUUUACCCACAAACAAUCCGCUGACAAUCAAGGUUUCCAGAAUAUUCAGUCAAAUAGUGGAGGCUGCUCAAAAAGACCCUACAAUUGACAAACAACUUCUUGAGAAUAUUCAAUGGCAAGUCCAUAUCGUGGACGAUCCAAAGGCACCUCCCAAUGCGUUUGUAUUGCCUGGUGGCAAAGUGUUCGUGUUCAGCAGCAUACUUAAAAUUUGCAAAAAUGAUGAUGGGCUCGCCACAGUGCUGUCGCAUGAAUUUGCUCAUCAGCUAGCCAGGCACACAGCAGAAAACUUAUCCAAAGCGCCAAUAUACUCGCUUAUGGGCGCUGUUCUUUACACGAUAACUGGUGCGGAUGUUUUCAAUCGUCUUAUUUUGGACAGUUUCUUAAAAAUGCCAGCUUCUCGUCAAAUGGAAACCGAAGCUGACCACAUAGGGCUUAUGGUUAUGUCUCGGGCUUGUUUUCGCCCUCAAGAAGCCGUGUCGUUAUGGAAUCGCAUGGCUGAGUUUGAACAACGUGUGAGAGGAAACGGGAGUUUUGCUCCUGAAUUUCUAAGCACCCACCCUGCCAGCAACACGAGAAUUGCAAAUAUGCAAUCUUGGAUGCCGCAAGCACAAGAGCUACACUCACAGUCAAAUUGCGGUACUACUAGUGGCUAUUACGACAAUUUUCAAAACUUAUUCGGCGGGCAGUCGCGUAAUGAAGGGCAACUUUUCACCUUUGGAUAA
This is a messenger RNA of Lachancea meyersii CBS 8951, 1038 nucleotides long. The record is from the annotation of a GenBank genome assembly. NCBI's taxonomy places the organism in Eukaryota, Fungi, Ascomycota, Saccharomycetes, Saccharomycetales, Saccharomycetaceae.